CCGCAUCCCUUGAGGAGGAGGCAACAAUAAAAUCAUUCCAUCGCACCUGACAGGACAUUACUCGAAACCAGCAAGCCUUCUCAGCGUGGAGCUAAAAACACCACACGCCGCUCUUUUGAGGUUUUUCUUUUUGUUUAUAUCGCUGGGAAAUCUUAGUCACGCAAGAAAAGGUGGAAGCUCGUGUCUCGGCAGCAACAGGUAGAGUCGCUCCUACAUUCCUUCGCAACAACAAACGACGACCUGCUUGUUGCCGAGGAGGACUACGGAAGUUACCUGCCUGAUCACAGGAACUCAAAGCGGCCCACCGAAGGACGUGGAAUUAUCCACGAGGAGACUUCGCAGACUCUCAAUUUAUGUCAUUUCCCCCCCUCUUAAUCAUGUCGGAAGUCUCGGGACACAGGAGGCAGCCUAGCAUCGAACUACUGGAGCGAAUGGGUGUUGUUCGAGAAAAUGGCCAUGACCAGAUACAGGGCCGUGCAGAGACGGACGGAGGGGCAGGUGCUCAGAGAUCAAAAGGGGCACAUGAACAAAUACAGUACAAUCCCCUCACAUACGACUAUGUGCUGGUUGCAAAAACAAGAGAGCACCUGGAUCGAGAGACCCUCAAGAAGCGAAACGAAUAUAUUGAGGAACUUAAAAAGAAGAAUUUUAAAAUUACAAAACUUAUAGACGAUGACCUGGUUUUCUUCGGUGUUCAAGCACCUCUGGAGAUUUUCGAGAAGUACAGAUAUUUGCUUAAGGUUUCUGAUGCCUGUAAUUGGAGUUCAGACCAGAACAAUUUGCCUCUCAGCACCAGAAUAAGAGUUGUCCACUUCAUCUUGAAUCACACACCUAUCGAGUCUGGAGAGGGUCUACGAGAACUCAUGAAGUCGAAAGUGUUUGAGGCGAGAUUUUGCCUGCAUGAGAAAAAGAAGCAGCGAGAGCUGACAGAGAGCUGGGCUCGAUGGACUGCUUGUUUCCAAGGGCAACCCAUUACUGCUGUCAGGAACUACUUCGGAGAGAAGGUGGCAUUGUACUACCUGUGGUUGGGCUGGUACACGUACAUGCUUAUCACUCCCGCUCUCAUCGGGGUCAUCGUUUUCCUCUACGGCAUUGCCUUCUUCAACACGUCGCCUCUCAUAAAAGAGGUCUGCGAUGCUGAUUUGGUCAUGUGCCCUCUGUGUGACAAGAGAUGCAAAGUGUGGCUGCUGUCUGACACGUGCACCUAUGCCAAGGUCAGCCUGCUUUUUGACAACGAUGGCACUGUGGUGUUUGCCAUGGUAAUGGCAGUAUGGGCCACACUGUUUUUGGAGUUCUGGAAAAGGCAUCGAACUUCAUAUGUGUCCGAAUGGAAGGUGUCUGAUUGGUGCGAGGAGGAGGAGGAACUAAUCUUGGAGAUUGUCAACAAUGUUAACUGUCAACCUAAGAAGUUCAAGCACUCCUAUCUACGCAGCUCUCUGGUUUUGAUCUGUGUAACAAUUAUGAUUCUGGUCAUCAUCGGUCUGACACAUGCGCUGGUGGUGUUCAGGGUGAUUGCAGCGGUCCAGUUGGCUGAGGGAUCAUGGGAGUUCAUUAACACGCAUGCCAACAGCAUAGCCAUGAUGCUGGGUGCCGUCCUCCAUUACCUAAUCAUCACAGUCAUGACACUGGUGAACAGGAUCGUAGCCAUGAAACUCUGUGAAAUAGAGAAAACUAGAUCCUUUGCUGCGACAGAGAGGAGUUUCACAGUCAAGAUGUUCACCUUUCAGUUCUUUACGUAUUUCUCCUCGCUUUUCUACGUCGCCUUUUUUCUCGGCAGGAUAAACGGCCAUCCUGGUCAUUAUGUGCGCAUUGCGAGUAAAUGGAGACUAGAAGAGUGUCACCCCAGUGGAUGUCUGACAGAUCUUUUUAUCCAAAUGGCCAUCAUAAUGGUCCUCAAGCAAACCAUUAACAAUGUCUUUGAGUUCACUGGCCCUUGGUUUGGCAAGUGGAUAAAAAGGAGAAGAACUAAAAAGCUUCAGAGAAGAUGUGCCCACUGCUACCUAAAAGAAGAAUCUCAGUCCAAACAUGGAGCCGAACUGUGCGAUAACUGCAAGCUGCGUGACUGGAUGAACAACUACCGCCUCAAUGAUGUCGACUCCUUCAGCCUCUUCAAAGAAUUCCUGGAGAUGGUGAUCCAGUUCAGCUUCACCACCAUAUUUGUGGCGGCGUUUCCUCUCGCUCCACUGCUGGCUCUCAUCAAUAACGUCAUUGAGAUUCGCCUGGAUGCCAUUAAGAUGGUCACUCUGGAGCGCAGACUGGUUCCGAAGAAAACCAAUGACAUUGGUGUGUGGAUUAAUUUGUUAGAGGCUAUCGGUGUGCUGGCUGUCAUCGCAAAUGGGUUGGUCAUCGGAGUGUCAUCGGACUUCAUCCCCCGACUGGUGUACCGUUACCGCUACGGACCUUGCGCCAAUGGCACUGUGACAGAUAUCGAUUGUAUGGUUGGCUACAUCAACAAUACACUAUCCAUUGCCACUGUGGAUAACCUGGAAAUCCGUAAGGAGUUUUCCCCUCAUCAGAUGGUAACUCCCAAUGGAAUGAAUGUCACUUCCUGCAGUUAUAAGGACUACAGGGACAGUGAGGAAUAUGAUCUCAAGCCACAAUUCUGGUUUAUUUUAGCCAUACGCUUUGCAUUUGUCAUUCUGUUUGAGCACAUCGUGGUCAUUUGCAAAUUUAUCGCGGCCUGGUUCGUACCGGCAGUACCCAUGCGAGUCAAGAAUGACAGUCUCUUUGAUAAACUCAAAAGACUAAAAGAAGAGCUCAGGUCACUCGAGGAGAGCCAACGCUGAAAUUUUGCUUUAGCAAAUGGAACGCGAACCCAGUGUUGCAUUGAAAGUGUCCCAAUGACAACAGUUGAGUCGAGUCAAGUUGCAAGCCAUUAAUCACCUUGUAGUGUUCGGAUAGAGCACUUCGGCUCUCUUGCUCUAUAUUGGCUGAGUGGACUCCCACCUACAGAAUGAGCCGACACAUCAUUGGACUAAACAAGUGCACAUUCACUUAUUUUGCUGUUGACUUCAAAUAUUGGUAUUCUAUUGUAAGAAUGCACUGAAUGUUUAUCUGAAUGUUUAUUUUCUAAUUGACUUGUGAAUUUAGUUUGUGGUUCUCGCAUUUUGAUAAUUUAUACUGCUGGUGCACAGUCUAUAUUGAUUGUAUUAUAAUGUUGCCUUAUAUUGUGAAAAGUGUUAAUUUUUGCUGAGAGACUGACAGAGGGCACGCCAAUGUUUUAUAAUGAAUAAAAGAAUGUCACCGAAACACGAGGAUAUAUUGAGUGUGCAGUAUGGGAGUGUUUUUUAAGUAUACAUAUUUGAAAAUGCACUUGUUUUUCACUGCCAUUGUAAUCAGCAUACAAUAGGCUCCCAUCUCAGCAAAAUAGUCAAAAAGAUUUAUCAUUUUUUGGCACUCUCUUCUUGCAUAACAUGAAGUGUGGAAAAGGUGAAAAAAUAAAAUAAAACAUCAACCUGCUAUAACUGUCAAGGUUUCUAUCAGAUAUACUUUAAAAAUUUGACAAGAAAAUGUGUUAGUGUUUUAGUGAAUAUAGUGAAUAUUGUGCAAGGAUUA
Corythoichthys intestinalis (scribbled pipefish) is the source of this 3555-nucleotide messenger RNA. RefSeq names its product anoctamin-9. Gene Ontology annotation, cellular component: plasma membrane. The transcript is spliced from 24 exons. The record is from RefSeq and is a predicted model, not a curated record. NCBI's taxonomy places the organism in Eukaryota, Metazoa, Chordata, Actinopteri, Syngnathiformes, Syngnathidae. Gene Ontology annotation, biological process: chloride transmembrane transport. The coding region runs from base 354 to 2786 and encodes 810 amino acids. Gene Ontology annotation, molecular function: chloride channel activity; protein dimerization activity.